Amoebophrya sp. A25 is the source of this 1633-nucleotide messenger RNA. The record is from the annotation of a GenBank genome assembly. Lineage: Eukaryota; Dinophyceae; Syndiniales; Amoebophryaceae.
AGGUACCUGAAAUAGCAGUUCUCGUAGUAGUACAGUAUCCGUGCGUUAGAAUCCGUCGUUAGUAGAACAGUAUCCGUUUUUUCCUCGUAGUAGUACAGUACCUGAAAUAGCAGUUCUCGUAGGGCUUCCGUGCGUUAGAAUGUCUCUCAAAGUAAGUCCACCACGCCUGUCUCAUUUGCUAUUGGGUAAUCAGCAAGAAAAGCUCAUGUCAUCUAGUGCAGCGUGGAGCACCUACAACUCAGUCUGUAGUAGAGUAGGGUUACGAUCGUGUACGAGAUCAGCAUGCAGCUCAUCCCCGGCGACUAUACCACAACAGCGGACCGGGUUACGAGGGUUUACUUCUAGCCAAGCGAGCGCGAGUCUCCUCCUCCGACCGUCUGCUCCACAACGGCUCUACAACGAGCAGAUGCUGCACCCUUCGAGGCCGAUUAUGAACAAACGGACACGUCGCUUGUGGAGGAGGUCAAAAUGUAGGGAAAGUUAGGGGAUAUUAUGGCUCCCUAAUUUCCCCUAAUUUUCCCUAUGUGGGAGGUUUAUGCGAGUCCGUUUGUUUCUAAUCCGAAUCUUGAAGUCUCCAGAACACGCAUAGUAGGCCAUCGUGGCUCUCUUCUUGGAUUACAUGGCACUAGGAGAAAGGACAAAUCCUUGUCUGAGAAGUUGAGAAGGCUUGCAGAGUAUCUUGCUUCGGACGCAAGCAAUGACCUGUGGAAAGCACCGACAGCAUUCCUGUCUGCAGCGAGAAUGAAAAGAAGAAGCACAACAACUUCGACAGAUGUAGGCGCAGCAUGUGUGAAUGUCAGUGGAAAUUCAGCAAGUAACGAUGCAAAUGCAGUGAGAAAUGUUACAGGGAAAGCUGCAUCCGUAGCAGCCCAAGACACCGAGCAAGUGGAGAACGCAAUGGCGAAUUCAGCAAUGAGAGGACGAGGAGGCAUGUGGAAGCCAGUUUUGUGGCUUUUGAUGGCAAUGGGUUGGACAGUGAGCACGAUCUGGUAGUAUGGCUUCCGCUUCUAUUCUAAUACUUCGAGAUGAAUAAUAGGUAAUUCAGUUGUACUUUUUAAGUUAGAAGUAUAACUCACAGUAAUUAAGUAUUAUGGGUACUCAGACUCACUUAAUGAGUUCUUCUACAUUUUUUACUUCAAGAGCAUAAGGAUGAUAUUUUUUAUGGGAAUAUUGCUAGCUGCAAGGGGUUUUUGAUAUAAUUAUCUCGCAUAUUGGAGUCAUCAGUUGACGAUUCCCACCUGAUUAAAACCGUGAGUACUAGAUGAGAAGCGUUCAUUCCCCUGCCUUUUCGUUCGAAGAGUGGGGACGCGAAGCGCAGUACGCGGCCGUACCUAUGGACAUCAAGCGACAGAAGCAGAGGCUAUGCACACAACUGACGUCGUCGUGCUUGGCGAUGCAGGCUACUGGAGUUGAAGUAGUCAAUUGGUGUAAACAAUGUUUGGCAGCUUGGACGGAUUGAGAAGGGUUUUGCAUUUUUGUGGUCUUCUGAAUUCUAAAUUGAGGACAGAGAUUUGAACUGGAAUUGAAACGCACAACUUUAAUAUAUCCUAAAAACAACGCUGUCGUGAAAAAUUCGUAUAUAAGCCAUCGCCUUACUGCUGGGUGAGACCAUUACCACCAUCUUAGAUGCGUG